Anopheles nili is the source of this 2610-nucleotide messenger RNA. Its product is annotated as E3 ubiquitin-protein ligase LRSAM1-like. Gene Ontology annotation, molecular function: protein binding. Lineage: Eukaryota; Metazoa; Arthropoda; Insecta; Diptera; Culicidae. The record is from RefSeq and is a predicted model, not a curated record. The transcript is spliced from 8 exons. Bases 116 to 2413 code for a protein of 765 amino acids.
AAUAGAAGAGCUUUUGACGAUCAGCAUCACGUAUUGCGGUGUAACCCAUCGGUAUAUUAUAGUGUAAAGUUAUCCUCCUGAAACGAAAUAACAGCCAAAUAGCAUAAUUGUUUAUAUGGGUUGUCGCAUUUCGUCUUCAAACAAUGAAAGCCUGUUCACACCGACAGAAGAUAGUGCAAUGCCUACUACAAGCCACCAACCGAAUGUGGAUUACAAAGCGCGUCUAGAACGGAAGCAGUGCCUGGCGAAAGAAACUCCAGAACUAAUUUACGAACUGGAAGAUUGCAAUCUCAAAGAUGUGCCCGCCGGAGUGUUCGUUAUGUGCAAGGUUCUGCGGAAGGAAGCCCUUACGUUGGCCAGGAAUAAAUUAUCCACUUUGGUUGGCGGUGGUUCGUUGGAAGACUUAGCUUUACUGCAAUCUUUAAAUCUGUCGUACAAUCGAUUUAAAAAGCUGCCGGAAGACAUAUACAAACUUGAAAACCUCAGGGAAUUAUUUUUAAUGAACAACGCCUUGGAGAAACUACCGGCAACGAUAGGACGACUGAAAAAGCUGGAGUUGCUCAAUCUUUCAGCUAAUAAUCUAGCGACCGUGGAACAGAUAGCGUUCAUGACCAAUCUUAGAGUGCUGGACAUUAGCGAAAAUGUGCGUCUUUCUCAGCUGCCCAACCAGCUGGCAACGUGUGAUAAUCUCGUAGAUAUUAUACUCGAUCCGGAGCGCAUACAAACCCCACCGCCAGAUGUAGUGGCCGGUGGAACAUACGCCAUUAUUAGGUAUCUUUCUACUGGCGAAAUGGAAUUGAAUCCAUCCGGGACAGCAAGCGUAGAUGGUGCCGUUGCAAAUCGGGAUCGUCAAAAGGCGAUGACGUCUGCUUUCCUCAGUAGCGAACGCACAGAACAGUGUCAACAGGAAUUGGCUCGGGAUCGAUACGAAAAGGAGCGAAAGCUGCUCGAGCAAGAACGGCUAGCGUUUGAAAAGGGCUUGUUGACCGAGAACAAACUGCACGAGCAACAACAACAAAAGAAACAGGUACUGCUGCAGCAGCUGCUCGAACAGCAGAACCACAAUGACACACAGGUGCACAAGCUUCAGCAAGAGAAGCAAUCGGAAAGGGAGCGGCUUAUAGACAACAUUAUUAAAGACGAACAAAAAUCAAACGAACUGGUUAAUAAUCUACUUUCCCUGAAAAAUGGACCGGAUCCUGCUUUCCUAGAGCAAGAACGAGAAGAACAAAAGCGCCUUCUCGAACAUUUGCACAUCCAGCAGAACGAUUUGCGUAAACAAGAGAUCCUCGGGGCUAUGACCAAUCUGCUCGAGAACGAAAUCAAUGUUAUUCAAAAUUUCCACAACCAACGUGAUCAGUCUUCGCGCAGUAUCUUGGAACGCGAGUACGAGACAAACAAUUUGCUGAACAAUGUCUUUCUUAAUUAUGACAAAAAUCGACAAGACGUUAUCGAUCAGAUAACGUUCAAUGAAGACAUUCAAAAGAGCGCAGUAGCCGCCCUGAUAUCUCGGAACGAUUCGCGCACCUGGGGCUUGGUGGAACAAGUGCGAAUUGUGGAAUCCCAAUUGGCUGCUCUUACAGUGUACGAGAUCGAACGAAAAAAAGUUAAUCAAGACGAUCAAAUAAUUAACUUGACCGAUCAACGUAUCAAUCUAACCUAUGUACUCACGGAUUUGCUCAAGCAGCAAGACCAACGAAAACAACAGCUGUUGGACACGCUUAAGAUAAUCGAGAAACAAAAAGAAAACGAACAAACUGAUUUCUGGCUGCUUCAGUACCAACGACUCCUCGAUCGACAGCCUGCGGAAGUUUCCAAUGAUACGGCUUCAAUAGAUCCUGUGCUAGGCUAUCAGUUUUUGAUGAACGGAGUGGUGCACUGUUUGCCAUUUUUAUCUAAAAUAUGGCAAAAUAAAGAAAAGGAAUUGUGCAACGUUACCGAUGAAGAUUUACUUGUGGCCGGCGUUCAAAACCCUACAGAUCGAGAAGGAAUUCUGCAUUCCAUUGCGAACUAUUAUGACUAUUUGAACUGCAAGAUCGACUAUCCAGAAACAGAAUCGGUUGCCAUUACACCAGUAGCAACUGCUCCGUUGGAUCAUAGUCAUCAAUACGAUACGAACAGUAGCUUAGCGGUGGAGAUUGGACAGGAAGCUGGACCACCACCACCGGCCAGUGCGCCGCAAGGAUCAUCUGGAGCGGCUAGAAUACUUGCCGAAUCUAAUGAAUCGUCUAGCAGCGUUAGUGGGACAGUUGCACAGUUUGCAGAGUGUGUGGUCUGCAUGGAACAAAUGGUACAAGUGAUAUUUUUGCCAUGUGGUCAUAUGUGCUGCUGCUCCGGAUGCCAUGCAGAUAUUCAGGAUUGUCCAAUGUGCCGGGCAUAUAUUGAGAGGAAAAUCAAAGUCAUUCAGCCUUAAACCGAGCACUUGCACGUGGAUUCGGUGCCAUUUAAAAUAACAAAUUGUGAUCGUUCCACAUCCACGGCAAUAACGAAAUGGUGGAUGAGAAACAUGCAAAUUAAAUAUCAACGUGAGGUGCAUCUACAAAGAUACCAGGAAGAAGCGACAAGUUACACAAAACACACCUUAGUCAAAUUAAUAUCAAUUUUACCUUU